GAGGCUUGCCUGAGGCUGAACAGCGAUCAUAGACUGCGAUCCCCUUUGACCGCAGCCUUGCGACUUGCGAAUCGACCUCCCGGAUCCCUUCUCCUCCUGCACCAAACGUCCAGUCUCUUACUCCUCGUCGGCUCGGCUCUAAGAGCCGCCACACACAACACACCGGCAUCAUGGCCACUCCCGUCGACACAUUGCGGUCUCUGCUCUUCUCCAACCCCGUCGCCGCGACAAUAGGAGAUGCCGUCAACUACUUCUCCGAGCGGAGGGCAAAGCUGGGCCUGUCCAACCCCGGCACAAUAGAGAACCUGUCCAAGGAAGUCCAGCGCGAUGUCUUCCUCAACAACUACAUGUUCACUGGCAUCCGCGCCGACCUCACAAAGAUCUUCAGCAUGGCGCCGCUGUUCCAGGUCUCCCACCAGUUUGCAAUGGGCGAACGCAUCAACCCGUACACCUUUGCCGCCAUGUACGGCACCGGCAAGGUCUUCUGCCAAGGCAACGUCGACAAUGAAGGCUCCCUCUCCGGACGCUUCAACUACCGAUGGACCGACAAGCUCGUCUCCAAGUCCCAGCUCUCCAUCUCCCCCGGCGGCCAAGACAUGGCCCAGUUCGAGCACGAGUAUACCGGCGAUGACUUCAGUGCGUCUCUCAAGAUGCUCAACCCCUCUUUCCUCGAAGGCGGCGUGACCGGCAUCUACAUCGGAAGCUACCUGCAGUCCAUCACUCCCAAGCUCGCUCUCGGUCUGGAAACCCUCUGGCAGCGCCCUGCUCUGACCCAGGGUCCCGAAUGUGCCGUCUCCUACUGUGCUCGCUACAAGACAUCCGACUGGGUCGCCACCGCUCAAUUGCAGGCCGCUAUGGGCACUGUCAAUGCCUCGUACUGGCGCAAGCUGUCCGACAAGGUCCAGGCUGGUGUUGAUCUGAGCCUCGGUCUUGUUCCCUCUCCCGGCGGCCUGAUGGGCGGUGGUCUGCAGAAGGAGGGCGUCACCACCAUUGGCGCCAAGUACGAUUUCCGCAUGUCUACUUUCCGAGCCCAGGUCGACUCCAAGGGCAAGCUGAGCUGCCUCCUGGAGAAGCGCGUGGCCCCUCCCGUCAUGAUGACCUUUGCUGCCGAUAUCGACCACUUUACGCAACAAGCCAAGCUCGGCCUCGGUGUCUCCAUUGAGGCUGCUCCCGAGGAGCUUCAGGAUCAGCAGGAAGCUCUCGGCAGCCAGACUCCCCCCAACAUCCCCUUCUAAACACACAACGACUGGAGAAGCCCACCGCAGCGCAGAUUCCCCAACGACGACUUGGUUGAAGUACAACUAAUGUAGUAGGACCGCUGGCCACUAUAGGGCGGGUUGAAUUAUCUCGCCGUCUCAAACACGACUUGUCUGAUUAGCACGAGGAAAAAGAACACCGCUCUUACCUGAUGACGAUAUCGUUUCCUG
Trichoderma reesei QM6a is the source of this 1427-nucleotide messenger RNA. RefSeq lists its product as uncharacterized. The transcript is spliced from 3 exons. Gene Ontology annotation, cellular component: mitochondrial outer membrane translocase complex; mitochondrial outer membrane. Bases 171 to 1235 code for a protein of 354 amino acids. The record is from RefSeq and is a predicted model, not a curated record. Gene Ontology annotation, biological process: protein import into mitochondrial matrix. Lineage: Eukaryota; Fungi; Ascomycota; Sordariomycetes; Hypocreales; Hypocreaceae. Gene Ontology annotation, molecular function: transmembrane protein transporter activity.